AUGAGUGUUAUUACCAGAGUAAUAGCCCACGAGGUACACCAACCAGGAUACUGUGCAAUGUACGGCAACUGUGGUAAAAAGUCUUUCUUUGGUGCUCAGUUACCAUGUCCGUCUAGCACCAAAGCAGUGGAGCCCGACACCGAUUCCAAAAAUUUACUAAGAGAUAUUUGUGGAGCAGACUUUCCUGUGGACCACGUAUGCUGCUCCCCAGAACAAAUUACUGCUUUACAAGCCAAUUUGAAGAAAGUUGAUCCUCUUAUCAGUUCUUGUCCCGCAUGCCGCAAGAACUUCUACGACUUCUUCUGUGAAUUCACUUGUUCGGCCAACCAAUCGAUGUUUGUAAACAUCUCCAAGACGGCCGUUGCCUCCGACACUAAGAAGGAGAUAGUCACCGAAUUGACCCAGUACGUUGCCCCCGGGUCUGCUGAAAGGUUUUUUGACUCGUGCAAAAACUUGAAGUUUAGUGCCACCAACGGGUAUGCCAUGGACUUAAUAGGCGGUGGAGCUACUAACUACACUCAGUUCUUGAAGUUCUUGGGUGACGAAAAGCCAUUACUUGGAGGCCUGCCGUUUCAAAUCAAUUUUGCUUAUGGUGUCGAGAAGAAUUCCCCAAUGACCUUGAGAGCACCAUCAAUGAGAGACUGCAACGACUCGACGUACAAAUGCGCCUGCUCGGACUGUGAGGAGGCGUGUCCCGUAUUGGAGCCUUUUGAAGGUUUGGACGGCCAUCGCUCUGUGGCAGGAUUGCCGUACUUGACGUUUGCUCUGAUUAUGGGAAUGGUUGCGUUUGUAGUGGGAAUGGGUAUAUUCCAUAUGCGUAUUGCUCGUGCUCGGAGGGCCCGCGAGGCUGCUGGGUUUGUGGAAUUGGUGGAGCAGACGUCUGUGGAGGCAGUUUUGGUUUCACAGAAGAGUGGAGUGGUGGAGUACUUUAAGAGACUCGAUAGCAGGUUCAUUGAGAGUAUCGAAACCGGAUUCACGAACUUGGGGUACUUUCUGGCAAAGUUCCCUGGUUUCACGAUAUUAUGCUCACUUUUCCUCAUUGCCUUAUUGCUGAUGGGAAUGAUUUGGUUGGAGUUUGAGACGGAUCCUGUGAAUUUGUGGGUGAGCCCCAACGAGCCUCAGCUCAAAAACUACCAAUAUUUUGAAGAAACGUUUGGAGAAUGGUAUAGAAUCGAGCAGAUUAUUGUGAGUCGAAAGGAUGAUGGUCCGAUAUUGGACUGGAAGACGGUACAGUGGUGGUUUGACAAUGAGUUGGCUCUUCAGGAAUUUGAAGAUGGGAACGAGACUUUAUCACUUGAAGACUUCUGUUUCAAACCGUUGGGAGACUACUGUGCUAUCGAGUCUUUCACCCAGUAUUUUGGCGGUAAUAUCCUCAAUUUGGAUGAGAAAAACUGGCAGAAACUGCUUCAGGAUUGUACAAAUUCCCCUGUAAACUGCUUACCCACAUUCCAACAACCGUUAAAAAAAAACUUGUUGUUCAACCAAGAUGAUGUGUUGGACUCAAAAGCGUUCACAGUGACGUUGUUGCUCAAUAAGAACCUGAAGGACCUUGAGUAUACUCAAAAAGUUGAAAAGUACGAGAACUACUUGAAGGACUGGUUAUUAAAAUUGAGUCACGAGAAUCCCCACUUCAAUAUUGCCUUUAGCACUGAGGUAUCCUUGACGCAGGAAUUGAAUCAGUCUACAAACACAGAUAUCAAGAUUGUGGUGAUUUCGUACUUGUUGAUGUUUCUCUAUGCGUCUGUCUCCUUGGGAGGCCAAAUUCCUACAAAGUUGAAGUUGAAGAGCUUACUUUACACGAGAUUUGAGUUGGGAUUAGCUGGAAUAAUCAUCAUCUUACUUUCGGUGACCUCAUCAUUGGGAUUUUUCUCGUUAAUUGGCUUGAAGUCUACCUUGAUCAUUGCUGAAGUCAUCCCGUUCUUGGUGUUGGCUAUUGGAAUCGACAACAUUUUCUUGAUAGUACAUGAAUUGAAGGCUGUUAAUGAAGAUUUCGAAACUGUCGAUGCAGAGCUAGAAGUCAGAGUAUCAAAGGCCCUAGGAAGAAUAGGGCCUUCGUGCUUCAUAAGUGCUAUUCUUCAGGUGUCAAUGUUUUUGUUGGCUACCAACGUUGAUAUGCCUGCCGUGAAGAAUUUUGCCUUUUACUCGGCGGGAGCCAUUAUAGUGAAUGUGUUUUUGCAGAUGACAUGCUUUGUGUCGUUGUUGACAUUGGACCAGAAACGGUUGGAAGAUGGCCGUUUGGACUGCAUGCCUUGGAUCAAAGUUACAAUCGCAAUCGAAGAAGACGAAUACCUGGGAAACUUUGAGUAUAACUUCAGCAAAGUGUUAAGAAAGUAUUACGCUCCUAAGAUCCUUUCCAAAACCGCCAAACCUAAGAUUCUCACGGUUUUUAUUUUCUGGUUUGGAAUUUCUUUGAGUCUCUUGCCAUACAUUGAGCUUGGAUUGGAUCAGAAGAUAGCACUUCCAAGUGAAUCAUAUUUGGUGAAUUACUUUGACUCGGUGGCCAAGUAUCUAAACGUAGGUCCUCCGAUUUUCAUGGUGAUGAAGAACUUUGACCUUUCUAAGCGCGAGAACCAACAGAAGGUAUGUGGGAAGUUCUCUACCUGUGAGGAAUUCUCGCUUUCAAACGUAUUGGAGCAGGAGUAUCAGCGUGGAAACCUAUCGACGGUGGUGGAUCCAUUGUCCAACUGGCUAGAUGAUUUCUUGACGUGGUUGAACCCAAAUCUUGACCAGUGCUGUCGCCUUAAAAAGAACACCCAAGAGUUUUGCCUGCCAACCGCACCUGAAAGACUCUGUGAAGUAUGUUAUUUGAACCAUGAUCCCCCUUAUAAUAUUAAUAUGGACGGGUUACCUGAAGGAGAUGAGUUUAUGUUCUUCUUCAAUGAAUGGAUUCAACUGCCCAGUGAUCCUUGUCCCUUAGGCGGGAAAGCUCCCUACGGUACCGCCGUCUCAUCGAACGAAACCCUGAUAGUCUCGUCGUACUUUAGAACCAGCCACGGGCCGUUGAGGACGCAGCUGGACUUUAUCACCGCCUACCGUAACUCAUUGCGGAUUGUCGACGAGGUCAAGUCAUACCAGGGAGAGGAGGCUGAGAUGUUUGCGUUCUCUCCGUUCUACAUCUUCUUUGUUCAGUACGAGAACAUCAUUAAGUUGACCUUUUCCUUGCUUGCUGUAGCAUUGUUGCUUAUAUGGGUGUUGGGUACGGUAGUACUUGGAUCGGUGCGCAGUGCACUGGUGCUUGCGGCGACGGUGGUGCUGGUUCUCGUGAAUAUCGGUGGUAUCCUUGCGGUGUGGGGUGUCUCAUUGAAUGCAGUGAGUUUGGUAAAUCUCGUUAUCUGCGUAGGGCUUGCGGUCGAGUUCUGUAUUCAUAUUGUACGGGGAUUCACCAAAGCUGAAGACACAAUCGAUGAGAAUGACGAGUCACUCAAUGACGCUGAUGGUGAUUUCAUUGGUACAGAAAGUAUCUUUAAGGAUGCCAGAACCAUCAAAACCUACCACACGCUUGUGAAUAUUGGAGGGUCUGUGUUAGGCGGAAUCACCAUAACAAAGCUCAUUGGAAUUUGUGUGCUUGCAUUCACAAGGUCCAAGAUUUUCGAGGUGUACUAUUUCCGGAUGUGGCUUUCACUCGUGUUUGUGGCUGGGGUACAUGCGCUCUGCUUAUUGCCGAUUUUACUUAGUUACUUUGGUUAG
Yamadazyma tenuis ATCC 10573 is the source of this 3687-nucleotide messenger RNA. RefSeq names its product sphingolipid transporter (gene NCR1). The record is from RefSeq and is a predicted model, not a curated record. Gene Ontology annotation, cellular component: membrane. Gene Ontology annotation, molecular function: sterol binding. Gene Ontology annotation, biological process: sterol transport. NCBI's taxonomy places the organism in Eukaryota, Fungi, Ascomycota, Pichiomycetes, Serinales, Debaryomycetaceae.